This is a messenger RNA of Aspergillus brunneoviolaceus CBS 621.78, 828 nucleotides long. RefSeq lists its product as uncharacterized. Gene Ontology annotation, molecular function: transmembrane transporter activity. The transcript is spliced from 4 exons. Gene Ontology annotation, biological process: transmembrane transport. Lineage: Eukaryota; Fungi; Ascomycota; Eurotiomycetes; Eurotiales; Aspergillaceae. Bases 1 to 828 code for a protein of 275 amino acids. The record is from RefSeq and is a predicted model, not a curated record.
AUGGCAAAUAAAGUCGACACUAUCAAGACAUUGGGAUCUUUCCUGGAUCUUGGAAGCGGCCGCAUCAUCGGCCUAUUCAUUGCCUUCGGUAUUCUUUUCCUAUGCUUCAUCACCAUCCAACUUUACGCGGGCGAAAAAGCGAUACUCCCGCCCCGACUCCUCCGCGGGCGCAACAUCUGGGGCUCAGCCCUAUUCAGCUUCUGCCUGAACCGCGCGAUCUUCAUCUUCCUCCCAAUCUGGUUCCAGUGCGUGAAAGGAGCCUCAGCCACCGAGUCCGGCGUGAUGAACCUUCCGCUGACCCUCUCCAACGCCCUGCUGGCCAUGGGCUCCGACCUCCUCGUCACCGCCGCGCGAUAUCACUACAGCCCCGUAUUUUUCGGCCGGGCGGCGGGGCUGGGCAUUCAGCUGCCCGUGUUCGUGGUCCAGACCACCCUCCCGACGACGGAUAUUCCCACCGCCGCCGCGCUCAUGGCCUUUUUGCAGGUGCUGGGCGGCGCGAUGUUCUUCUUCGUUGGCCAGAAUGUCUUCCAGAAUCAGCUUGUCGCGGGGCUGCUACACGCGGACUUGCCGGUGGAGUUGGAUGUGCAGGCGGUUCUGGGGGCAGGGCCGGCUGGGCUGCGGGAGAUUGCCUCUGAAGAUACGCUGGUGACGUUGCUGGCGGUGUAUAAUGUUGCAGUGGUCCGGACGUUCUAUGUCGCUGUUGGUUUGGCGAUGGCUUCGGUGCUGGGGGCGGCGGUUGUGGAGUGGCGACCGAUCAGCAAGGAGAGGCGGACAACAUGGACUAAUCAUAGUGUUCUGAAGAUCAACUACAGAUACCACCAGCGAUAG